ACUCAAUUGUCUCACAUUUACCACACGUUUGAGACACAACUCACGGCUGAAGACAAACACAACUACAAUGAGUUGACACAAGAGUUGCGACCAUUGGAUGCGGGCGUCAAACGGGAAGACACGGCCGACACUAGAGUUCACGGACUCUACCAUUCGCUGCAGUGGACGACACCCGCGGAUCUACUAAUCGCCAGUUUAACCACCGAUGAAGGCAUUGAUGCGACACCUGUUGUGCCGAAGAAGACGCCGACAAAGAGGCCGAAGAAGACGUGCGAUACCAACAACACAAGUGAUAACGCGGUUGUGGUUAAACAGCGGCGCCGCCGGAGCCCUAAGACACCGGUCAGCGAGUGUUCGCCUGAAGAGCUGGAAGAGUUGCGCCAGAAGUAUGUGGACAGGAAAGACAUAUGGGAUGCGGACACACAGCGGUUCCUGUGCCCGAAGAAUGACUGCCCCGUGUCGUCCAAAUCCAUCAAAAAUCUGUACAAUCACUUGCGGACCAGUCAUAAGAUGCCGUCGAUUGGUAUCUCAUGUCAGGACAGAGUCAACGAACACACGGCUCCCUAUUUGUCGCCCGACGGCCAGCACUACGUGUGCGUUGAGCCCAACUGUCUUCAGCCGAACGGCGUGUUUGACAAUCAGCUUAACUUUUACCGACAUCUGAUCAAAGAUCACCGCAAACUGCCGGACAUUGUCUGCGAAUACUGCGGCAAAGUGUUCAAGAAGGCAAAGCUGUACACACUUCACAAGCGGAUCCACACCAACACAAAGCCAUACGCGUGUCAUAUGCCGGGCUGUGAGUACAGGGGCCGCACGAAACCGCAACUCAAUUAUCACAUGGCUGUCCACACGGAGGACCGACCGUUUCUGUGCGCACACGAGGGCUGCGCCAAGACUUUUAAGAGCCGCGAGAAACUGCGCGAACACUCGGAGACACACGACCCGCACUUCCGGAUCAAGUGCUCGGCCGACGGGUGCGACGAGUGGUUCAAGAGUCGCUACUGGCGUACCAUUCAUGUCAAACUCGUGCAUAAGGGUCUGCCGCCGGAGCUCUGCAAGAAAGUGGCCAAAAAGUUUGUGUGCGAUUGGCCGGGAUGUGAGUUCCGCGGCGCCCUCCAGAACCUCGCCAUUCACAAGAGUGUCCACACGGGUGAGCGACCGUUCGCCUGCGAUUGGCCCAACUGUGGCAAACGGUUCCGUUUGAAACAGUAUCUUAACGACCAUAAGAAUAUCCACAUUAACCAAAAGCCAUUGGUGUGUCACUGGCCUGGAUGUGCCUAUCGGUGCAACGAUUCAGGCAAUCUUCGCAAACACAUCCGCACUACUCAUAAAUAA
Medioppia subpectinata is the source of this 1335-nucleotide messenger RNA. The record is from the annotation of a GenBank genome assembly. NCBI's taxonomy places the organism in Eukaryota, Metazoa, Arthropoda, Arachnida, Sarcoptiformes, Oppiidae.